UUUGAGAAAACCACGGAAGUAGUACCAGUUAGCAACAUGAGCUAACCGAAACCUGAGCCAUUAAAACACCCCUUUUAGGUUGUAAAUGUUUUAGUUUUCAUCUAGUGAAUAUAUUUAAAUUGACAAUGUUUGGGAAAUCCUACAUGCUUCUUCCUCAGAAAGACCCGAACGCAUCGCGGUCUCCUGGACUAUAUGUAUCCGCCGACACCUUUUCACAAAGAGGCUACCAUAAAGGACUUUCCUUUGAUUACAUCCCAAAUGUUUCUGAAAACCAUUUCAAUGAUACCUCCCAGGGAUGGGUGUCAUGGGUUUGUAAUAUAAUUGUCACCUUCCUCGUCUACAUAUUCACUUUUAUAAGCUUUCCAAUAACUGGAUGGUUUGUAUUAAAAACUGUACCAAACUACCAGAGGGUAGUUGUGUUUCGCUUGGGCCGUAUCUGUCCUCCAAAAGGUCCUGGCAUUGUCCUAGUGCUGCCCCUCAUUGACCAGUGGCAGCGGGUUGACCUGCGCACACGUGCUUUCAAUAUACCUCCCUGUCAGGUACAUACCAGGGAUGGUGGCCUCUUUGCUGUGGGAGCAGACAUUCAAUUCAGGAUCUGGAAUCCUGUUUUAUCAGUGGUGUCAGUCCAGGACCUAAAUGCUUCAACCAGAAUGACAGCGCAGAAUGCUUUAACUCACAGCCUUUCUAAGAAGACGGUCAAAGAAAUCCAAACAGAGAGAGUGAAACUGGGAGAAUAUCUUGGCAUAGACAUAAAUGAGAUGACUCGGCCUUGGGGGCUAGAAAUAGACAGGGUAGAACUCACCCCAGGUUCUCUUCUCAAAGCCCCGGAGGAAGGACACCGAGGGCCUCUCGUUCCUCCCUCUUUACCCGGACUAGAGGGCCUCGCAGGCCCCCUUCAGCAGUUGGCCAUGCACUUUAUGAGCCAAAGCUUGCAGCCUCAGCAAGGUAAGGCCUCAUGCUCACACCAAGUUAGGGUGCUGCCCUCAUUGAAGACAUGUUGUUUAACACUGUCUUAUCCCGCUGUAGAAAGCACUGUAACAUUUGUAGAUGAGAAGAGUGGCAUCCAUGAGAUGGCCACAAUCAAUUCUAUUGAAGAGCUCCUACACGCUAUCCAGUUGGUUCUAUCUGAAACUUUGGUGAAACAUGUCGGCGCCUGCUUCCAAUUUGAAAUAAGCUCAGGAGAGUCACAACAACAGACUUACUAUGUGGAUUUAAGUCAAGGUCAUGGGUCUGCUGGAUCCGGAUCACUGUGCAGCCAGCCAGAUGUAACGCUGAAAAUGUGCGACGAUGACCUUCUGGCCAUGUUUCAGGGAAGACUGCAGCCAUUUGCGGCCUACAGCAGUGGGAGACUUCAAAUUCUGGGGGAUAUUCAGACUGCUAUGAAGUUGGAGGAGCUCAUUAAGCUGCUUAGAAAAUAAUAUUUCAACUCGUCAUAGACAUCCAAUUUUGUUUGAACACUGAGGGGCUGGCAGUAUGUCUAUUACUGUGAAUGGCUGCCAAUGAGUAUGAAUUAUUUAUUAAAAUUUUACUUUGAUGAGAA
Molecule: messenger RNA, 1540 nt
Organism: Corythoichthys intestinalis (scribbled pipefish)
Lineage: Eukaryota; Metazoa; Chordata; Actinopteri; Syngnathiformes; Syngnathidae
Gene: stoml1
Product: stomatin (EPB72)-like 1
Exons: 6
Coding region: 126-1418 (430 amino acids)
Cellular component (GO): plasma membrane
Source: RefSeq, a predicted model, not a curated record